UCUACCAUUAUAACUACCUGAAUAACACUUUUAAGGAGUUCGGACAAAAUCAUCGAGAAAAUUGUCGCGUUCCAGCAACCUUUUGUUGACAGGUUGACAAAUGGGAGUGCCACAUCCUUUUAAGUAGGGCAACGGAUACUAAUUGGGAGCCCGACACUGCAAAUUGAGGAUAAUUAGUUUCAGUGACAACGUUAGCAGUUAUUCGGUUUUUUGUAUUUACUCAAGCAGCCUUUGGUAAAUGUUAAGAUAAUAUUAUCAAAGAUUGACCCUCGAAAUCUGUCCUAUGUGAAAUUUCAAAACUGCUGCAUAAGGUUAAUACUGACGUGAUAAUUGUUAAGAAGGCAAAUUACAAAGGAAUAAUGGAGAUCAAAUUGUUGCCUAUUUUCAUUUUCAUCAGCCAGGUAUUGGUCGACAGUACAAGUGGGGUACAAUGCAUUGGACUCAGCGCUGACGUCGUUUGUGAGUGUGAUGGAUAUGGACGGUGUAUGAAAGGAACACUUGAGAUUGACCCCUGGUUACAGUUCGCUCUCAAAACGCAACGAGAAAUUCAGAUUGAUCUUGCCAUCGACAGAAUGCAAAUAUUUGAUGCUCACAAUGCAUUUAAUAAUCGAGCUUAUGGAGUUGCCUACGGAGCAAAUGAUACAUGUCAAUGGCCGCCACCGUAUGAUAACGUCUGCUUAGGAUGGGCCAAUCAUGAAUUCAGUAUCAUCGACAUGUUAAACAUGGGAGUCAGAGCUGUGGAAAUAGACAACUGGUAUUGCGAUGGUGAGAUGCGGGUUGCACAUUUAGGAACACGGCGUGCCAUAGGUUGCGGAGAGUUCAACGUACUCUUUUCUGACGUCAUAGCAGACAUCGGCCAGUGGAUGCACGAGCCUGGAAAUGAAAAUGACUUUAUUCGAAUCUAUAUCAAUGAAAAGUAUGACCAGGGUUACGAUGCUGAAGUGAAUGGUCCACUGGAGCGUUAUCUGGGUCAUGAUGAGAUCUUGAGUCCUGCUGAUCUAAGGGAUACAUACAGAGGGGUGUACCCGACGCUUAGAAGGAUGAGAGAGGAUGGUAAGAGAGUGUUCGUGGUAAGCGGAGAUGAUACCUUACAUCAAGGUAAAUACAUCCAUGUUGGGCAGUGUGACGGUUCAGGAGAGAAUGCGUUCACCAACUACCCACAGUGUGGCGGCAAAACGGAGACGUACUGCAGGAGAUUUCGCGGUGACGCCACACAUUACGUAUUUGGCGCUAUCUACGACGGACCUACAGCGAGCGGUGCGAUCACGGAUAUGAGUGAGAUGGUGAAAUGUCGUAUCAAUCUUAUUGCUACAGAUAUGGUAACCCCUCAACUCAUGAUGACUGGGGUCUAUACGUGGGCCUAUGGAGAACCAUCAAUACAGCUAGAUGAAGACUCGUGUGUUAUGUUAAACCAUGAAGACUUUCGUUGGUAUACGUCACCUGAUUGCGACCAAUCAUUGAGCUACGCGUGUCAAAGUUCAACAGAUCCUAAUGACUGGUUGGUCAGCGAAUCUACCGGCCCCUAUGACGUCACGCGCGACUUGUGUCCCAUUGGCUAUAAGUUCAGUCUACCUCACAAUGGAUUCAGACAACAGAAGUUGAAGGAGGCAAUGCAAGAAUCUUCUGUAUGGCUAAACUUUACACCUUGGCUGACGGGUAACUUUCCCGUGACAGAAGCCCCUCUUACCAGCCCCUCAGGAAACUCAGCAUAUAACUUUAAACCCACUUGGACCUCUUCUUUAGUCGUGUUUCUUCCUGCGGCUGUUAGCUUAAUGGUUUAGUGCAACGUUUUUCAACCUGGGUGCCGCAAGACAUCUCCAGGGUGCCACGAAUGAAUUUUAGUAAUACAUAUAUUAUACACUCGCUUCGCUCGCUCGCAAUUUUAGAAACAGGAUGAUUUCUGGCAGCAAAGUGCCUGAAUACCUCCAUAUUUCAGCGACGAGGCGCCCCAAUAGCCUUCUAUUUGACAUCGAGGUACCUGACAAAUUAUAUUACAUCUUUUAUAUUACAUUUAAAAACAGGAUAAUUCUGAGCAAUGAGAUGCCUGAAUCUCCUCAUAUUCGUGCAUCGAAUAGGCAACAUAGAAUGAUUUUUAUAUUCAUGUAUUCUGUAGCAGGCUGCCUGCAUACUUAAUUAUGUACUUCAUCUAGUGUGCUGAUUAAAAAGUAGAAUUUUUGUCAUAUCAAAAGUGUCUUCUUCUUUUUAGCUCGCUUGCUCUCGAAAUUUAGAAACGAAAUGUGCAUAUGUGGAGAUGACACUUGACAAGUGUGAGGGUGAUGCAAAUUGAAUAUUAUGUAUAAUGAAUUUGGGAUUGGAGUGACGCGAAACUUUUUGUUUAUCUUAAAAGAGUGCCGUGACUAUAAAAAAAAAGGUUGACAAAAGUUGGUUUUAUUAAUAGGGAUAUAUGGGGGCACUGACGAGUCUCGCCCGAAAAUCAACUUCUCCAUAUUAAAAUACUUUAUUGUAGUUGAUAUGUAAUUUCAUCAAAAAAUAUUUGAUGAUUGUGUGUUAUGAUAAAUCAAAUGUUGUAAUAACAGUCUGCCACUCUGAGAUUCUUGUUAGUUGAUAUUUCAAUUUCAUGUAAUGAGAUUUUAAAUUUCGAUAGAUUACGAAUUGUCUAAAUAUUUGAUGGAAGUGAAUAUUACAAAUAAAGGGCCUCUGUUUUAAAUA
This is a messenger RNA of Strongylocentrotus purpuratus (purple sea urchin), 2670 nucleotides long. RefSeq lists its product as uncharacterized. The coding region runs from base 360 to 1781 and encodes 473 amino acids. The record is from RefSeq and is a predicted model, not a curated record. The transcript has 13 exons. Gene Ontology annotation, molecular function: phosphoric diester hydrolase activity. Gene Ontology annotation, biological process: lipid metabolic process. NCBI's taxonomy places the organism in Eukaryota, Metazoa, Echinodermata, Echinoidea, Camarodonta, Strongylocentrotidae.